UCUACAUACAUGUACAUGUACACAUUUUGUUUAGCUGCUCGCAUACAUGUACAUGUAUGACGUCACAAUCCAAAAAUUGAAAUUCUAAUAACUAUUUUAAAAAUUCUUUCAGGGAUUUUCCUAAAUUCUGAUUAUUUUUUCUCCUAUUUUUACAAUAAAUUUUUUGUCAGGGAAACUCCUUUAAUCCAUAAAAUGUGUCCACUCUACUGCAGGGGAUAAUUUUCCUGUUAUAGCAUCACAAUCCCCUCCACAUUUUUUAAAGAGAGUUGCACAAAAUUUCCUUUGUGUAGCAUUUUUUGUACAAAACAUUGUUGAAAUAAUUUCUCCUACAACCAGAAAUGCUAAUCAAAUGUGAGAAGUAAAAUUAAUCCCCGCACUGUUUUUGUAUAUUGACUUCUCAUGAUCUCAUUCUAAAAUUAGUCUUUUAAAUGUUCUUUUUCUUCUCUUCAGGGGUUGGGAAGAGGAGGGUCGUACGACAACCCAACAGGCGUCUCCAUGAACGAGAUCUGCAAUCCCUUACAGAAAGGAUCAGUGGCAAGGAGGCCGAACUGAAAUCUUUGGGUCGACCCAACAAUGAAAGUUCACCGGCUGAAACGGCAGAAAGGGAACUCCUCUUGAAAGAUCAGAAGAGCAUCAGGGACUCGAAAGAAGCCAACAUUGCCAAACGCAAAGAGUUUGAUGAAGAUAUUCGUAAACUCAGUGAUGACAUCUCAAAGAAGAGCGACGUACUUUCCAAGAUCAAAGCCAAUCUGCCUCACAAGACCAUCCAGGCUAUUGACGAUAACAUUAGAAGGUUGGAGUACCAGUAUGAAAACCACAACUUCAGGCUCCGCCGCGACGAGGACAGGCUCAUUGCCGAGAUCUUAAAACUCAAGCGGUCAAAGAAAGAAGUCCACGAAUACCAGACGAAAAGGACUGAAAUCGAGUCGUGUAUUCGGAGGAAGGAGGAGAUGAAGAAACAAAGAAAUAUUUAUUUUAAGAAAGUUUCGGAGCUGAAAUCUAAAGAAGACGAGAUCCGUCAGAAGCUCUUCAGGUUAAAGAGUAAGACAGACGAGGCCUGGAAUCGAUACAGAGAAGCUGGACCACAGAGAGAAAGAAUUAAAAAAGAAAUUGACAGUUUGUAUGACGAGCGGCGACAGCUCAAUGCCGACUUCCAGCUGCAGAUGCGCGAUUACAAGGAAUACAACGAGUGGCAAAAGUUGGAGAACGAGAGACGGAAAGAAGAGGAGAAAAGGGCUCAGGAGGCCACGUACAAAAGAGAAUGGUUUGAGUAUGAGACAUCGAGAGAGCCUUUUCAAGAAGAGCGUGCCCAGAUUGAAUGUUUGACGACCUAUCUCCAUAGACUGCUGCCCAAAGGGGGUAGCCCCCUCAGCGGGGCCAGCCCAUCUUCUUCAGUGAGUUCCCUUGGCCGGAGUCCAUCAUUCAAAGACGAGGAGGGGUCAUACACCAUUCUGAGGAAGAAAGGCGAUGAGGACGAUGAGGUGUUCGAAAAAGCUGCCAAUUCGAAGAAAAAGAAGAGUAGGAGAAAGUCAUGGCUGAACAAGCCUCUCCGUCACAGCCGAGAGAUCUUCAAUCAGUUUACGUCCAUGGGUAUUCCUGCUCCGUCUACUGCUAACGAGAUCCAGGAUUGUCUGGAUAAACUCCAGGAAAAAAUGCAAUAUUACGAGGACGCUGCCACCAGUGUAAAGCUGGCCCACAGUGCAAUACCCCAGGAUAUCAGUGCAUCGUCCUCAUUCUCUUCGGGAAUCGUCACGGCAACCGAUGUUGAGGAUAUCUAUGACUUCCCAGAGGAUGCGCCUUUUGACAUCGUGCCAAGCAGUAGCUUGGAGGAGACUGGUGAGCUUGAAAAUGCUGCAAGUGCAAAAGGAAAGACACUUGAUGAAGAGGAUGGGUCCGAAGUGACAGAGGACAAACGGUUCCAGGAUGUGCCAAGUAUACGAGAGCCCUCCGUUGAUGACGGGAGUGACGUGUCUUUAGCUAAGUUAAGCCUGGGAACAUCCAAGGUUGCAGAUGAGAAGGAGAGUGUUAAACCACAUGUUGAGGGCGCUGGUCAGAGCGAUGAAAGCGGCAGCUGCGCGAGUGACGAUGGAAAGGAAGCGGGAGAUGUUACGGAUGACAGCGAGAGCACCGUUGUGGCCAACGAAGGCGAGGGUGGACAGAGUUCACCGAGUGAUGGCAGUCCUGCUGCAAGCAAAGAAGAAGUGCCAAUCACCAGUGGGGAUGCAGAGGCAACAGAUGCUGUUGCUUGCGACACGAACCCUAUCAGAGAAAGCCAGACUGAAUGUGUUUCAGAAGGAAGCUUUAUAGGAGAUGAUGGAUUGGAUAAAGAUCGGGAAGAUAGUGGGAUGGGCGACGUUCAAGAAGGAGAGACCACCAAGAAGGCAGGUAUCGUGGAGAGAAAGAACGAGAACCUGAAGUUGAUUGUUACGAAAAAGAGCGAUAGAGAUCUUGAGACCAAAGCCGAUCUUCUGACCUCCCAAAUGGAAUAUAGCAGUGACUAUGCCUCAAAUUCCACAGGUAGUGCCGUUUCCACGCCAACGGACGUUCUCCUCAAACGGGAACCGUUACUGGACACCAGCUCAUUAUGCAAAGACGCGAGCGAGGCAGAAAUGUCCGGGUUCGAUUUAGGUUGCAUAGAAGGAGAAAGCGAAAGCAUGCUGAAUGUCAAUAACAACAGUUCAACUCUGACCUCCCAGCAUGCUUUGCAAAGGUCGCACCUUGGUUCAUUUGGUCAGGAACAUAUCCCAGGUGAAGAUGUCUUUCAGUCCGUCGUCGAUCCUCCCAGUUUUCCUGUACGGAGAGAAGAAUUAUGAUGAUUGUUGCCAGAAGUUGUUACGUUCUUGUUAUGUAUAUUUCAUCUUUUAAGCACUUGUGGAAUGUGUGUUGUCCUCAUAAUGACAUCUGUCAAUUUCAUUAUAGACAGUUAGGCAUUUUCAAAUUGUUCACAUAUAUGUAUAUUUUACUUUCAUUUAAUGAAAGCAUUUUUCCCACUUUGUACAAUUGUCUAUUUUGUAUCUCUGAACCACAAUACUAUAUCUUGCACAACAUAGUGAAUAUAUAGUGACUACACACAUUUUUAAAAUCUAUUCUUAACUUGAGAAGAUAUUCAGGGCAUAUAUAUAGUGAUUACUAGACUUAAGUAUGUUGCCAUGUGAAUGCAAGAAUGCCUACAGUAGAAUGUUUUUGCGAAUCAAACACUUAUGCAAUUUGCAAAUGAUUGGAGCUUGAAGUGUCCUGGCACUGAUGCAAUGAUACAUGCGUUGCUCUCAGCCAUCAAAUGUUUUUAUAUCAGUAUGGAAUUGAUCCAAUGCAAUUUUGGAAUGUGCCGAUUUUGGUAGUCCACAGUUCUGUUUGAAGCUUGCCCUGUGCGAACAUUGCUCUUAUGUUUAGAUCUGUAGAUGUGUUAUAAACUUGGCGUUUUCAGCUUUAAUGAUAAGUAUAAACGUAUUUUCUAUUUUGUCAAUUCUAAUUAAUCCUAUUAUUUGCUGUCAUGAAAAGAAUUGGAUCUGAAUUGACACAUUGAAUUUAUGUGCACUGCUGCAUCGCAUAUAGCAUGAUACAGUUUGCAUGUAAGUGCUCAUAAAAUUCUAUUAAAAUUUAUUUCUGAUCUCCAGGAGUUCAAAGUUAUACUCCCGCAAUUUAUCAUGAUAUUCUCCUAUAUGUAAUAUUUGUUUUUUCAUACAUUUUAAUUGUUUAUCCCCCAUAUUUUGUAUAUUUUCAUUGUUUCCAGAAGUAUCAUUGAAUGAAAGACUUUGGAUAAUGUUGAGAGAAUCCUGACAUUCAAGCUAAACAUUUGUUGUUUGUUAAAGUUUAAUGGUGAUAUAUGAGUUGCAAGAUUUGGAGUAUGGAAGUUAUGUGCCCUUAGUUUUAGCUCCAGUCUGACUUUAAUCAUGGUAUGAGCAGUUAGGAAAAAAAAAAGGAAAAAAAGAAGAAGUUUUUUGUUGUUAAUGUUCCUUGUUAUUACACGAGCCGGUAUUCAAUGCAAACUAUUGAUUGGCUGAGUAAAUUGCUUGCCAUUUUACUUGGCUAAGCAAAAUGCGUAUACUUGUGUACUGUUCACUUCUGAAGAUUUACAGCCAAACUCCAAUUCAGAGUUUGAAUAUUUUUGGAAAAAUUUACUAUGCAGUUAUCCGCUGAUCUUCAUUUGCGAUUGUAUGAUAGCUUCAAUUCUCAAUUCAAUUUGGCGUUAAUUUGCGAAUGAGAUGAAAACGAGAGAGAAUCCCCCCUCCCCUAUGCAAUUCAAAAUAGCCCAGGCUAUAUAUACGUACAUGUACAAGCAAAUGGUAUUGAAUUUUCCAAGGAAUAAGAAUAAUGUGGUUCGUAACCGUAUGUUUAGCAGCUUCAAAUUUGCUGCUCUGUUGAGAAGGGUGAUAGCAAGGAACAUAGCCUUUGUGUGAUAUUGAAGGUCAAGUCCACUCCAGAAAAAUGUUGAUUUGAAUAUUUAGAGGAAAAUCAAACAAGCAUAACGCUGAAAAUUUCAUCAAAAUCAGAUGUAAAAUAAGAAAGUUAUGGCAUUUCAAAGUUUCGCUUAUUUUUCACGAAACAGAGAUAUGCACAACUCGGUGACAUGAAAAAGAGUCAGUCGAUGAUGUCCAUCACUCACUAUUUCUUUUGUUUUCUAUUGUUUGAAUUAUACAAUAUUUCAAUUUUUAAAGAUUUGACAAUAA
Lytechinus pictus (painted urchin) is the source of this 4667-nucleotide messenger RNA. RefSeq lists its product as uncharacterized. Gene Ontology annotation, molecular function: mRNA binding. The record is from RefSeq and is a predicted model, not a curated record. NCBI's taxonomy places the organism in Eukaryota, Metazoa, Echinodermata, Echinoidea, Temnopleuroida, Toxopneustidae. Gene Ontology annotation, cellular component: nuclear outer membrane-endoplasmic reticulum membrane network; endoplasmic reticulum; ribonucleoprotein complex. The transcript has 10 exons. Bases 429 to 2813 code for a protein of 794 amino acids. Gene Ontology annotation, biological process: intracellular mRNA localization.